AUGGUGCAGCUGUAUAAUCUGCACCCAUUCGGGUCGCAGCAGGUGGUGCCCUGCAAGCUGGAGCCCGAACGGUUCUGCGGCGGGGGCCCUGACGCGCUGUUCGUGGCCGCGGGCUGCAAAGUGGAGGCGUUCGCGGUGGCCGGACAGGAGCUGUGCCAGCCGCGGUGUGCCUUCUCCACGCUGGGCCGGGUGCUGCGCUUGGCCUACAGCGAGGCCGGAGACUAUUUGGUAGCAAUUGAAGAGAAAAACCAAACUACAUUUCUACGUGCUUAUGUGAACUGGAGAAGUAAAAGGACUGAAAAUUCUCGAGUGUGCAUUCGAAUGGUUGGACAUAAUGUGGAGGCACCUUUUCAAGAAACCUUCAGAGACCAGAUGUCUAUUGUUGAAAUGCCCCUUUCUGAGACCCCCUUGUGCAUUUCCUGUUGUCCUGUGAAAGGAGACCUUCUUGUUGGCUGCACAAAUAAGUUAGUCUUAUUUAGUCUGAAGUAUCAGAUUAUUAAUGAAGAAUUCCCAGUACUGGACUUUGAACGUUCUUUAAUUAUACACAUACAUAAUAUAACUCCCAUUGAAAUUUCUUUCUGUGUUGGAUAUGUGGCCGCCAUGUCAGACUUAGAAGUCUUAAUCCUAAAACUGGAGUCAAACCCUAAAAAUGGAGAGAGUGUUCACCACCAUCCACAUGAGCCCAACAGUCCAAUGACACAGGCAGAAGGCACCAAUAAUGAAAAUUUGCAACUUGAGUCAGAUGAUUUUGUUAUCUGCCAGAAGCCAAUGGAACUUAUUGGAAAAAAUAGUGAGCAGUCUGGAGUAUCUGUUACACUGGAGCCAACGGGAUUAGACGAUGAAAAAAUAAAAUAUUUCCAUGUUCAGCAUCUGCUCUAUAGACGUUUUGCUCCUGAUAUUUCGUCCUAUGUCUUGUCUGAUGACAUUAAGUUGCAUUCACUUCAGCUGCUACCCAUUUACCAAACAGAUUCUCUUACUUCUGAGAGAAAAAAUUUGUCUCAGGAAAAGAAGUUGCUGAGUCUCUUUUGUUUUUUCUCAUUGCCUCAUGUGGGCUACCUUUACCUAGUGGUCAAAUCAGUUGAAUUAAUGUCAGUUUACCAAUAUCCUGAGAAGUCUCAACAAGCAGUACUCACGCCACAAUUUUUGCAUGUCAUCACAAGUAACAACCUGCAGUGUUUCACAGUGCGGUGCAGCGCGGCGGCCGCUCGUGAGGAGGACCCGUACGUGGACUCCACCCUGAAGGCUUGCCCACCUGUCAGUAUGGAUAUCUGUGCUUUAAGAAUACAGCUUUUCAUAGGCUUGAAAGCCAUCUGUCACUUUAAAAACCACAUCAUACUUCUGACCAAGGCGGACCCUGAGGCCAUUCCAGAGAGAAGAGAGGCACCGAGGAAGCUUCUUUCUAGAAAAGGUACCAGUGUAAAGCUCAAAACGCCUCCUGUAGCUGAAGCUGGGUGGAAUUUGUAUAUUGUGAAUACAAUCUCACCAGUGCAACUGUACAAAGAAAUGGUAGACUACAGUAAUACCUAUAAAACUGCAAAAACCCAGAGCUGCAUCCACCUUCUUAGUGAGGCCCAUCUGUUAGUGAGAGCUGCCCUGAUGGAUGCCAGUCAGCUGGAACCUGGAGAAAAAGAAGAGCUUUUAGAAGCAUUUAAAGAAAGCUGUGGGCACCUUGGAGAUUGUUACAGCAGGCUUGAUACCCAGUAUUCCCACCUCGCUUUGCCCUACUAUAAGAUGUCUGGUUUGUCUCUGGCUGAAGUUUUGACUCGAGUGGACUGGGCAGUUGAGGAUGGAUCACAGAAAUAUGAGAGAGGGUUAAUCUUUUACAUUAGUCAUUCACUUUAUGAGAACCUGGAUGAAGAAUUAAGUGAAGAAUUAGCUGUAAAAGUGGUUCAGAUGUUUCAUAUGGUUGAGCCAAAGCAGCUGCCCCAUAUCCUCUGUAGUCCUUCUAUGAAGAAUAUUAACCCUUUAACUGCCAUGAGCUAUCUAAGGAAACUGGAUACUUCCGGGUUUUCAUCAAUCUUAGUGACGUUGACCAAGGCAGCAAUGGCUCUGAAAAUGGGAGACCUUGACAUGUACAGAAAUGAAAUGAAAAGCCAUUCAGAGAUGAAAUUAGUAUGUGGCUUUAUUCUUGAACCUCGGCUAUUGAUUCAACAGAAGAAGGAACAGAUGUUUCCAACUGAGCUUGCAGUUCACUUGAAAGAGACCCAGCCUGGGUUGCUUGUGGCUUCAGUCCUGGGGUUGCAGAAGAACAACAAAAUUGGAAUUGAAGAAGCAGAUUCCUUCUUUAAGGUGCUCUGUGGUAAGAAUGGAGAUACAAUUCCUCAGCUCUUGGUAGACUUUUGGGAAGCUCAGCUGAUAGCAUGUCUCCCAGAUGUGCUACUGCAGGAACUCUUUUUCAAGCUCACAUCACAAUACAUCUGGAGAUUAUCGAAGAGGCAGCCCCCUGACACCAUACCAUUGCGAACAUCAAAGGAUCUGAUAAAUGCCUGUAGCCAUUAUGGCUUAAUCUAUCCAUGGGUUAAUGUCUUAAUAACAUCUGAUUCCUUGGCUGACAAAAAUUAUACAGAAGAUCUCUCCAAAUUACAGUCUCUUAUAUGUGGUCCUUCAUUUGACAUAGCUUCCAUUGUUCCGUUCUUGGAGCCCCUCUCAGAAGACACUGUUGCUGGCCUCAGUGUCCAGGUUCUGUGCCGGACACGUCUGAAAGAGUAUGAGCAGUGCAUAGACACACUGCUAGAGAGGUGCCCAGAGGCGGUCAUUCCAUAUGCUAAUCAUGAACUGAAAGAAGAGAAUCGGACUUUAUGGUGGAAAAAACUGCUGCCUGAACUUUGUCAGAGAAUAAAAUGUGGUGGAGAGAAAUAUCAACUUUACCUGUCAUCAUUAAAAGAAACACUGUCAGUUGUUGCUGUGGAACUAGAACUAAGGGACUUCUUGAAUGUCCUUCCAGAAGAUGGCACUGCAGCAUUUUUCUUGCCAUAUCUUCUUUACUGUAGCCGAAAGAAGUCAUUGACUUGA
Molecule: messenger RNA, 3012 nt
Organism: Pipistrellus nathusii (Nathusius's pipistrelle)
Lineage: Eukaryota; Metazoa; Chordata; Mammalia; Chiroptera; Vespertilionidae
Source: the annotation of a GenBank genome assembly